Molecule: messenger RNA, 861 nt
Organism: Closterium sp. NIES-65
Lineage: Eukaryota; Viridiplantae; Streptophyta; Zygnematophyceae; Desmidiales; Closteriaceae
Source: the annotation of a GenBank genome assembly
AUGGGCGCGGUCUUCGAGAGCAAGAGCGACAUGCCCUCCUAUUUCUACGCUGGCAACUCGGAUAAGCUCAAGCGCCUUCACCGCUGCGCCAAUUCUCUCGUCUACUACUCAUACGCUCCGCCCGACUCUGCGGGCGCUCGGGGAUCCUUUGCGCGCAUUUCUGCGCUCCCGCCGCUUGUGGCGCGGUCCGCCUUCAUCUUUUCGAUUUCUCCCGCUGCGCUCGACAAUGCUGACGUGGAAGUGACGGUCGUCAACGACUCUCCGCGCCCGCUGACGGUUACUGGGCCGAUUGCUGGCGAAAUUCAGGCUACAGAAGGGACGGUGUCAGCUACAGACACGCUGAAUGUGGAUCCGGCGAUCCCGCAGGUGGUGUCGGACUACCUGGUAACUGUCGCCUUGUCGCAGAACAAGAAGCUGCGAGGAACCAUCAUUGUGUCGUCCACGCCGACCAGCAACCCCGAUGGCACCCUCUACACGGCCACAUACAUCAUCUACAAGCCGUUCCCUAACAGCAAUGGCGGGAUCUGCACCACUGACGCUGACAUUCCCUGCUUCACCUUUUCCUACCAGACCGCCACGUUCUUUGAACCCGCUGCAGAUGCUGCAUCAGCAGCAGGGGCUGACGGUGGGGACCCGGGCCAGCAGCAGGCACCGCCAAGGGCUAUGCUGGAAACUGGGGGGUCUGCUAAUGAUGGUGUGCAGUAUGCCGCUCUGGCUGCCAGCGCUGGUCACAGGAAGCUGGGGCGGGUUCUGAUUUCGGAAAUUGGAUUUGCAAUGGCAAGUGAUCGUGUGGUUGCUUCAGCUAGUGCUGUCAAUCGCUGCUACUACCUGGGAGGCAAGCUCGUCUGCAGUACCUCCUAG